AUGUCCAGGGGCUUCUCGGGGAACGGACCGCCGCCGUCUGGACAGCCCGGACCCGGGCAGCAGCACCACCAGCAGCACCACCAACAUCACCCUUACGGGCAGCCCCCGUACGGCCAAAACCAGCACCACGGGCAGCAGCAGCCGCCGCAGCAGCACCAGCAGCACCAGCAAUCUGGUUACCCGGUGGGGCACUCGCAGCAGCAGCAGCAGCCGCAGCAGCACCAGCAGCGUCCCCCAUACGGUCAGCAGCAACAGCAACAGCAACAGCAGCCGCGGUACGGCGGCGGCGGCGGCAGCGGCCACGCUGCUGUGGACUCGUCGACCCAGAACCCCUCCAGCUCUUCGUCCUCUGCAGGGCCAUCCUCUUCGGCGACCCCGACGGCGACCGGCAGCGGCAGCGGCGCCGGCUACGCUGGUGCCGGCGGGUACGGCGGGUACGGCAGCACUGCCCCAGCCCCCGCCGGCGGCGGGGCGCCGUCGUCUUCCUCUUCUGCCACCGCUCCGGGACAGCAGCAGCAGCAGCCGCCGCCGCAAGCGUCUUCUUCUGCCGGUGGCGCCGGUUACGGCGGCCGCUCCAACCCCGCCGGCGCCGGCGCCUACGGGCACCCCGGGACUCAGGCGGCGGCCACCGCUACGCCGUCGGCGGCGUCUUCUUCCACCGCUCACCACGGCGGGUACGGCGGCGCUGCUGCUGCUGCCGGCGGGUACGGGUCUUCUGCCCAGCAGCAGCAGCAGCACGGGAGUAGUGCUGCUGCCCCCGCGGCGGCGGCUACCCCUGCGCCGGUUGCUGCUGCGGCUGCCACUCCGGCGGCGGCAGCAGCGAGCACCACUGCUACGGCGGCCACGACGGCUGCAAGCACGGGCGGCUGGGUGUACGACCCCGUGAAGGGCUGGGUGAUGGCCCCCGCGCCGGCUCCUGCGGCAGCUACGCCGGCCGCAGCCACUCCGGCGGCGGCGGUGGCGGGAGCAACGACGAAAGCGGCUUCCCCGACGACGACGACGACGCUAUCGGCGGGUUCUUCCAGGGCUAACGGCCCGGCAGUUGCGGCCACGGCCGCCACCCCGGCCGCGACCACCUUCCAGCAGCAGCAGGCGAGUGCCUACGGCGCCUACUCCUCGUCAGGCGGGUACGCCCAGAGCGGCACGCCAGUGGCCGCGGCGGCGGCCACCGGAUACGGGCAGCAGGCUAGCGCGGCCGGCUCGAACGGCGCCGCCGCUACCGCUAGCGCCCCCGGCGCUGCUGCUUCGUCUUCCGCCGCCCCCGCCGCGUCCGCUUCCCAGCCGGCGCCGGCGCCGGCGCCUUCUCCGAACGCCGCUUCUGCCGCGGCCCCCGGCGGAUACUACGGGCAGCAGUACCCGCCGCAGCAGCAGCCAGGAGCGGCAGCGGCGCCUAUUGCCCCAGGGCAGUACAACCCUGCCACGGGCCAGUACGCUGGCUACGGCACGACCACCUCUGCCGCCCCUGCUCCCGCUAGCACCACAGCCGCCAGCCAGCAGCAGCAGCAGCAGACCCCCGCAGCAGUGGCCGGAAGCACCGCCCCAGCCUCCGCCUCUCCCUAUGCUGCCGCGGGAGCUUCCACCACCCCGUCCGCGGCUGCCACCCCUGGCGUUUACGGCGCGCAGCCGGCGUAUGCGGGGCAGCAGCAGCAGCAGCAGCAGCAGCCUUACGGAGAUCCGGCCUCCUCUCAGCAAACGACGGCGGCCCCGGGCACAGCAGUAGCGACCCCCGGUGCCACCGCCCCAUCGCCGUAUACCGGGUAUGGCGUAACGGCGCCGGCGCCUGUAGGGGCCCCGGCUGCUGCCACGCCGACCGGUUACGGAGCAGCGGUGACGGCUGGUGUUACCGCCACCGACCCUGCGACGGGAUACGGCACCUCGCAGCAGCAGCAGCAGCAGCAGUACCCGGGUUACGGCGGCUACGGCGGUGCUGCCCCUACCGCCGCCGCUUCCGGGGCUUCGUCGGCGACCGGCUAUGGCGCGGCGACGUCUGCAUACGGGAGCUACGGAAGCUCGGCGGCUACGUCUCGAGUUGGGCAGCAGCCCGCGACGACGACGGACGCCUCUGGACGCGGCGGAACCAGCAACAACCCGGCCGCGACCUCCUCCUCCUCCUCCUCGACCCCCGGUAGCGCCAAUGGCCCCGGGUCCUCCGGAGCGGCGGCCAGCGGCGGCCGGUCCAGCCGCUUCUCGUCCUCGUCGUCGACUCCCUCCUCCUCCUCCGCCACCCAGGCCAAGUCUACCUCUGCCGCCGGUGGCGCAUCGGGGUACAAGCCUAGCGCCGCUGGGAGCACCCCCGGCAGCAGCGGCGGCGGUGCGACGAAGGCCGGCUCUUCUGCUCGCGGGGGCAGCGGCGCUACGGCAACAACCCCUGCUACUGGUGCGACGGCGGCCCCCGCGUCCUCCUCGGGCAACGCCAGCGGUGGGAGCAGCGGCGGCCUUGGCAAGACCGCGGACCCACUCGCGUCGGCGGCGGCGGCGUAUGCCGCUCAGCAGGCCGCUGCCUCUGCGGCCCCGUCUUCGGCGCUCGUGUCGUCGUCGUCGUCGUCCAUGAACCCGCCUCCCGCUACCGGGGGUUACAUGCAGCAGCCGGGCGGCGGCGCCGGCGGCGGUGGGUACGGGAUGCCCACCACGGCGCCGGCGGCGGUGCCGGGGGCGCAGCAGCAACAGCAGCAACAGCAGCAACAGCAGCAGCCGUAUGGGCAGGUGGGAAUGUGA
This is a messenger RNA of Ectocarpus sp. CCAP 1310/34, 2715 nucleotides long. Lineage: Eukaryota; Phaeophyceae; Ectocarpales; Ectocarpaceae. The record is from the annotation of a GenBank genome assembly.